AGCUGCCGCGCAUGCGCCCGGCUGCGGGAGCCGGUGGGAUCUAUGGUGAGGCAGGUGGUGCGGCCUGGCUUUCCCCCACUGUGGGGCGGCGCGGUUUGGCCUCAUGGCAGCCGUGCUCCUCGUCACGCUCUACGAGUAUUCGCCGCUCUUCUACAUCACUGUGGUGUUCGUCUGCUUCCUCGUCACCAGCGGCCUGGUGCUGGGCUGGUUUGGGUUGGGUGUUCCUGUUAUUCUGAGAAACUCGGAAGAAACAGAAUCCAGCACAAGAGUAUUGAAAAAGCGCAUGAGACAAGUGAAGAAUCCUUUUGGGUUACAAAUCCCUCAUCCUGCUACAGCUUCAGUAACAAAGGGUAUAACACUGACACCUGAUUGUCUGGAAGACUGUAUUCUUACAUGCUACUGGGGCUGCAGUGUUCAAAAACUCCACGAAGCGUUGCAGAAACAUGUCUACUGCUUCAGAAUAAAGACUCCUCAGGCAUUAGAAGACGCUCUGUACAGCGAAUACCUCUAUCGACAGCAGUACUUCAUUAAAAAAAAUGACAAGGAGGAAAAAUAUUGUCAGUUACCAGAAGAUGCUCGAGUUGUCGAUUUUGGCCCAGUGCCUAGAUCUCGCUAUCCCUUGAUAGCAUUGUUGACAUUAGCUGAUGAAGAAGACAGAGAAAUAUAUGAUAUUAUUUCAAUGGUGGCUGUAAUUCACAUUCCUGAUGAGAGCUACAGACUUUCCUGCAGAAUAUUAUAUCAGUAUCUACUUCUAGCUCAAGGUCAAUACCAUGAUCUGAAGCAGCUCUUCAUGUCUGCAAAUAGCGCUGCACCAUCCUCAAGCGAUACAUCCUCUGGUGAGAGAAGCACUGACAGAAGCUUGCUAGAAAAGGCCGGACUGGCUGAAGAAGAACCAGAAUUGCAUGAAGAAAACAGUAAAGACUGUGUUGUUUGCCAGAACGGCACAGUGAACUGGGUACUCCUACCCUGCAGGCACGCGUGCUUGUGUGAUGGCUGCAUUAAGUAUUUUCAGCAGUGUCCAAUGUGUAGGCAGUUUGUUCAAGAAUCUUUUCCACUUUGCAGUAAAAAGGAGCAAGAAGAAGAUGAAUCGACCCAUAUCUUGCAAGAUGUUCUUCCUGGAAGAGUUUUUUAAUGGGGGGAAAAAAAUAGAAGUGGGUUGUAUGCACCAAGACUAAAUGUAGAAAACAGGCUGUUUAUGGGAGGAUAUGUAGCAUUAACUUGCAUAGUUUUGCUUUUUAUUGUUAGGUAAUUUUCAGCUUCCUUAUCUGUCUUCGCUCCAUAUGCUCACAGGAACACUACGUUUAUCCAUGCAAUGUGGACAGAAGAAGUGCGUAGGAUAUCUUUGAAGGAUGUGAUUUUAUUUAUAACUUCUUACUAGUUUUUCAUGGAGUACUAUUGGAGGCUAUUCUGAUCACUAAAUUUAGUAUAACUACUAAGAAAAGAAUAAAACUUGCAAGUGAAGUUGCACACAGCUCAUGCUAUAUUUAUUGUAUUUAAAAUACUAGAGCAAUAUAUUAUUUAAACUCAGUGUAAUUUAGAAACCUAGCACUUUACUGAAUGUAUCAAAUGAAGGAAAGUAAAUAUUCUUCAUUGUUAAACCCAUGUAUAUUUAUUUUGUAGAUGAAGGCUGGACUGUGGCAGGAGCUGAGAGUUGAAUGCAGGAUUCAGGACACUGUUUUGGGCUGUUUUGAAAGAUUUGUGUGUGUGCGUGCAUAUGUGCAUGUGUGAGGGACCUUAGCCAAAGCCGGCUGGAAUGAGUGGAAAGAUUUUUGUUGAUUAUUGUUGGCUUGAACUAAACGUUGCUGACACAGGCCUGAGCCUCUGCUAUGUCAUCUUGAGAUACAGACUUUCAGUCUUGUUCGCAGUGGCUGUAAGAACUUGUUCUCCAUGCAAAUCUUCAUUAAUUACUCCAUAGAGUGGUUACUUGGGCACUUUUGUGGUGCCAUUCUUAUACAAAUAGCCUGCUUUGAGGAAUUUCCAACUCUUUUUACUUGCAUUGUCAGCUUGGAUGCAAAGUUAACAUUAUACCUUUUAUCAAUAGUCCCAGGGAAUUUACUUUAAUUAAGAAAGAAGCUAAAGAAUAGCAGGGAAUUAUUUCUUUUUCCCUCCAAUGGUGUAUUGUCAAAAGCAAUAAAAAUGGCUAUUGAGAAGAGAAAGUGUUGUUUUGCUUCUUAAGAGAGCCAAAGUCUCCUAAAGACAGACAGGCCGAGUUUCACAUCUGCUCGUAUAAGACAAAAAUACCAACACUCAUUAGAACCUGUAGGAAAAUGAGGAGUAGCUGCUCUCAGUCCCGCCUCUUGUUCGCUUGCAGCUUUGCCCCACACCCAACUCCAGGACAGCUGCUCAGUCUCAGGGAGAGAAAGCCGUGCUCCAGGCUCUUCAGCCACACUGUCCAGCGGCUCCUUUAUCAGUGCUGCCAGUACAGGAUACUCACAAGGUGCUGCACACCUCCAGACCACAGGAAGGAAGUUUCCCCUCCUCAAAGCAAUUUCCAGAGAUGCUUGGUUGCUUUAUCAGAUGUAACCAGCUUCCUUGCUGGCCCAAAUCAAAGACCUGAGUUAUAAAAAGUACUGGCUUAUGACGUUUGCCCUUCUUCUAGAAGCCAUCUCAAAAUACAGAUGAUGUUUAUGGGUUUGGUGACAUCAAGGAACACACGCAGACUUCUGGCGACAAGAUUUGCUUCUUUUCAGCUGUGUUGAGAAUUCCCAUAAGGCGCUUUGAAAACUGGCUAAUGCCCUGACCCCUACUCCUCGUGGACUGAAAUGCUGCUGUGUUCCGCUACAGACCCUACAAAGUCCCACCACCGCCAUUAAGACUGGCAACUGACCAUCAGACUACUGACACUGCCAACAUGGCACCAUGCUGACCCCCAUCGAGGAAUAAGGGAAGGAGGAGUUCAGCAUCUCAUGUUUUGGUGGGCCUGAGCAGAUGAGAACUCAUGUACUUGUGUUGUUUAGCUUUAAGACAAGCUUCUGUGUGAAUCUGAUUAAAAUGAUUCAUUUACUUGCUAACAUCAAACUUAAUACUGUAAGCAUGGUAAAAGGAGUUGGGAAUCAGGGUCUGAGUUUCUCCUGCUAGUUUGUGUGUUGCUCAGUCCCCCCAUGCCCUGGUGAAACUCUGUGAGAUCUGCCAGGUGCAGGAGGUCUGGUGCUGACGUGUGGAGCAGGGAAGUCUCUGCAGGAACUGACCGCCAGUCACAAUUUGCUCAGUUGUCCUGAUACCCAGAAUAAACAAGGAAUGGCCUCUGUCACUGCCACGGACGUGCAGCCCCUGCAAAGGCUGUCCCUGGUGUCCUGUGUCUUUAUAGCUAAUGUAAUUAAUGCCAGGAAUAGCUGAAUUUUAUCUGAUACAGCAAAAGUCCUCCUCUGAACUAAGCCAUUAGAAAGGCUGAGCAGGAAUGUCAAAGAGAAAAAACAAGUUUACGGUUCUAUUUCUGGAUAACUUUAGUAUUACUACCAUUUUAAUGUUGCUUUGACAGCACACAGUGACCUCAAAAUGCAAAUGCAUACCUGAGAGCAGCUCACAACCAAGCAUUGGAGAGGUCCCGUGCUUUGCAGGGUGCUCCAAAACCAGCCAGACUCCACUCCCUGCCUUGCCACUGCUCUCUGAAGCAGUGCUGGCCGCCAUCCCCUGGGAUAUUUGCCCUGCUGGUGGCCACAGAGGGGCUCGGAAAGUCUCUACUGAACAGCACGGAGUCGCUCAGGCGGCUUUGCAUGUUGUUUCUGUAUUGUUUUACUCCCUUGUGUCCAUGAGUGACGUGAGCAGAGAGAUACAAGCUUGUAGCGCAGUGAUGGUUGUACCUGUAAAAUGGAGCUUCUACCAGUCUGGUUCCAUAAAUUUCUAGGAAUGUGCAACACCUACAUAAAGGCACCUUUGUCUGGAUGCUGUGCAUCUGAGCUGGGAGAGUUCCUGCUUUAAUUCUGUGUCCUGGGUUUUGGCUGGGAUAGAGUUAAUUUUCACAAGGAGCUGGGAGGGGACACAGCUAGGGCCACUGACCCAAACUGGCCAAAGCGAUAUUCCGUACCAUAACAUCAUGCUCCAUAUAUAAGGGGGGAGCUGACUGGGGAGGAGGAGUUGCUGCUUGGGGAUGGGCAUCCCUCAACACUGGGCAUCGGGUUUGGGCAGUGAGCACAUUGCAUUGUGUAUCAUUCACUUUGUAUAUUCUAAGUACUGUUGUCGUUAUUUUCCUCUCCCUUUGCUGUCCCACUAAACUGUCCUUAUCCCAACCCAUGAGAUUUACCUUUUUCCUCCAAUUCUCCUCCCCAUCCCACCAGUAGGGAGGAAUGAGCGAGCGGCCGCAUGGUGCUCAGCUGCCAGCUGGGUCUAAACCAUGACAUUAUGCCAUCUCAUAAUGGCAGUGACUUAAACCAGUAAAAAUACUAUGUGUAAACAUAGUCUUAAGACUAGAUGAAGUCUUCAGUGGAGUCUGAUGU
Messenger RNA from Grus americana (Whooping crane), 4433 nucleotides. RefSeq names its product cell growth regulator with ring finger domain 1 (gene CGRRF1). Bases 104 to 1132 code for a protein of 342 amino acids. The record is from RefSeq and is a predicted model, not a curated record. Gene Ontology annotation, biological process: negative regulation of cell growth. Lineage: Eukaryota; Metazoa; Chordata; Aves; Gruiformes; Gruidae. The transcript has 9 exons.